GAUACACUGUUGUCGAACCAAACCACAGGUUGGCUUCGCUGGAUUGAGGUUUCCAGGCUGUCAGCGGUGCAAGGAUCCAGUUCAGACAGAUUUCCUCAGUCCUUUGCAAAGAACAGUAUAAUUUAAAUUCUUCGCAGUCUUUGAAAUUCAACAGCAACAGCACAAGUUUGUUUUUUGAACAUUAAAGAGCCUGAAACGACAACGGGAUAAUGGCGGAUCAGCUGACUGAAGAGCAGAUUGCUGAGUUUAAAGAAGCAUUUUCGCUGUUCGACAAGGAUGGCGACGGUACAAUUACAACCAAAGAGCUGGGGACAGUGAUGCGCUCUCUGGGACAGAACCCCACAGAGGCAGAGUUGCAGGACAUGAUCAAUGAAGUGGAUGCUGAUGGUAAUGGGACUAUUGAUUUCCCUGAGUUCCUGACGAUGAUGGCCAGAAAGAUGAAGGAUACAGAUAGUGAAGAAGAAAUCAGAGAAGCUUUCAGAGUUUUUGACAAGGAUGGGAACGGGUACAUCAGCGCAGCUGAGCUACGACACGUUAUGACCAACUUGGGUGAGAAGCUCACUGAUGAGGAGGUGGAUGAGAUGAUCCGUGAGGCUGACAUCGAUGGAGAUGGUCAGGUCAACUAUGAGGAGUUUGUCCAGAUGAUGACUGCCAAGUGAAGAGAGCUCCGAUCUUUCUCUGUGUUACUUGUCCUCUUGAGAUUUGUCUUUAAGAUUAAAAAAAAAAAAGAACAAUAAUCAAACGGUAAACAAACCCCCAAGAUCACUAAUCUGUAGGAUUUUGCGAUUUGUGCUUCAGUGCAUCCAACUACUUCUAAGGUCUCUGUUUAGUUAACACCAACAGUAUAAUCCCUAUAGAAGUUAAGGGGCAACAUUUAAGAAGGCAAAGCCCUCCACCAUCAGACCAUGGUUCUGUGAGUCAACCAGCCCUGAUUAAUCUAGAGGAAAGAGCAACACUGAAAAGGCAGAAGGGACAGCAGUCGGGAUACAGUUGGCUUAGGAAAGUUGGUGGUUUAAAAAAAAAAAAAAUCUUUCCAGUUAAUCCUCUCAGCAACGAAAAAUGUCUUGCACCCGUGGUGACUCUGUAAUUAUUAAAUCCAGUACUCCUCUUGCAUGCACCCUUUCUGUGACCAUCUCUUGUGACAACAGGGACGCUCUGAUCCCGUCUGAGGUGGCGGUCAGACCGUGUUCCCGCUGGGAGGCACGUACAUAAACAUAUAUCUAUAAAUGUGUAAAAUGUGUGUCACUUUUAAUCAUUGCAAGAGCAAUUAGUUGAGAUAUAGGGUGUUCAUUGGUGCUUGGCUGGAGGUGAGUGUUUUUAUACCUCGAAAAGGUUCAGAGAUAAAUCAGGCUGAUGUGAUGGAGGUUUUCUCCCAGGUGGGAUGAAGUUUUGUCAAAGGCUUUGAACAGCCAACAGCUCUGUUUGGAUACAGGAGAGUGUUGUGCUGCUUCAGGUUGGUUAUUGUGAGAGAAAAAAACACUUCAGGCAGUUGAGUAAAACUGCAGUUGAUACAUUAGUUCUGCAAUCAGAUAUAAGACAAUAUUGGUGUAAUGCUUUUUAAAUGUUUUCAAAUAUUAAUGUAUUGAUGACAAAUUUUGGUUACAAAAUAUGACUCCUUCUUCCUCUUUCGGCUUCUCCCAUCAGGGGUCGCCACAGCGAACAAGUCGCAAAAUAUGACUAUAUAUAUAAAUAUAAAUAUAUAUAUAUAUAAUAGUGUAUUGUAAAGUUUGCAUUGCUUAAUGUUGUAGUAAAUCACCUGUGACAUGUUUUUUUUCCCCCUUCAGUUUUGAAAUGUGCCAAACGCCUCGAACUUCCUGCAAGUCUUGUAGUUCAGAAAAUAAUAAAUCUGCAUAAUAUAACAAAAUGAUGCAUUUGGAGCAUAUUUGCACUUUGAUAUAAACUAUAUGGAUGUUGGAGAAUUAAAUAACGUAGUGCUAAAAGAUAAAAAAAAAAAAAAAAGAAAUACCAAAUGUCACUGUAACUGCUGCUAUAACAAUGUGUCUGACUCAUUUCCUGUCUUUGUUGGUGUGUAAUCUUCAGUUUGUAGUUCAGUGAAUAAACUUAAGUCUGCUUGCUGUUUUAUUGAACAGAUUAAAUAUAUUGUAUAUUCACUAAAGCUACUUUUGAAAGGUGGCUGGACUUUAGUUUGGCUCAUUGUGGAACUUUAUGGAGGGGGCGGAGUUAAAUGUGCAACAGUGUUGAGCUUUGCUGACUAUUGAGUCAAAGAGGCAGGUUAGCUGAAUUUCUUUUUUCUUUUUCUCUUUUUGCAAAACGGUGAACGUUAAAUGUUGCUUUCAGGCAUUUCCGGAUGUCAGGCGUUUGGAAGUUAAUUGAAAAUUGACUAUUAAUUACUAUCUGAAGGAAUGUCACAGUUGUAAAGAUGUGAUAUAUUUUCCAUAAAUCAAUAAAUUGACUGAGCUUUCA
Messenger RNA from Oryzias latipes (Japanese medaka), 2424 nucleotides. RefSeq names its product calmodulin 3a (phosphorylase kinase, delta) (gene calm3a). Gene Ontology annotation, molecular function: calcium ion binding. Gene Ontology annotation, cellular component: myosin II complex. The record is from RefSeq and is a predicted model, not a curated record. NCBI's taxonomy places the organism in Eukaryota, Metazoa, Chordata, Actinopteri, Beloniformes, Adrianichthyidae.